GUCAAUAUAGGAAUUUUAUGAAGCCCAAGCUCUAAAUAAAGAUCCAGCCCAAUCAAACUAGCACAAAACCGUGAGCCGCAGCUUUCACCACCACCGUGAACUAGGGGGUUCAUCUUCUCUGCACUCAACCCAGCAACAAUGGUUGCCGCCAAGAAAACCAAGAAGACCCAUGAGAGCAUUAACAACAGGCUCGCUCUGGUGAUGAAGAGUGGCAAAUAUACUCUAGGUUACAAAACUGUUCUCAAAUCACUGAGAAGUUCCAAAGGGAAACUGAUUAUCAUUGCCAACAAUUGCCCACCUUUGAGGAAGUCAGAGAUUGAGUAUUAUGCUAUGUUGGCAAAGGUUGGAGUUCAUCACUACAAUGGGAACAAUGUUGAUCUGGGCACUGCAUGCGGCAAAUACUACAGAGUGUGCUGCCUCAGCAUUAUCGAUCCUGGUGAUUCUGAUAUCAUAAAGACAUUGCCCAGUGACCAGUAAAGCUGUCUCGAAGAAUUUUGCUUGAUGUUUUUCUUUUCUGAGUUAUUUAGAUAUUUGUGAAAGAAAAACUGGUUUAGUUGUUUGUAGACUCUGAUGUAGGGCAUGGUUCUUGGUUAUUCCAGCCUGUUGAGCAUCGAGUAGUUUUGACAAUUCAAAAUUUUCUGGUUCAUUGUGCCAAUUUCUAUAUGGAUAAUAUCAUAAUAUUCUAGUUUGAUCGUA
Messenger RNA from Lotus japonicus, 696 nucleotides. Its product is annotated as 60S ribosomal protein L30-like. Bases 139 to 477 code for a protein of 112 amino acids. Lineage: Eukaryota; Viridiplantae; Streptophyta; Magnoliopsida; Fabales; Fabaceae. The transcript has 5 exons. Gene Ontology annotation, cellular component: cytosolic large ribosomal subunit. Gene Ontology annotation, molecular function: RNA binding; structural constituent of ribosome. The record is from RefSeq and is a predicted model, not a curated record.